Molecule: messenger RNA, 1395 nt
Organism: Zygotorulaspora mrakii
Lineage: Eukaryota; Fungi; Ascomycota; Saccharomycetes; Saccharomycetales; Saccharomycetaceae
Gene: HER2
Product: glutamyl-tRNA(Gln) amidotransferase subunit HER2
Exons: 1
Coding region: 1-1395 (464 amino acids)
Biological process (GO): glutaminyl-tRNAGln biosynthesis via transamidation; mitochondrial translation
Cellular component (GO): glutamyl-tRNA(Gln) amidotransferase complex; mitochondrion
Molecular function (GO): glutaminyl-tRNA synthase (glutamine-hydrolyzing) activity
Source: RefSeq, a predicted model, not a curated record
AUGUCGUUACGAUCUGCUAUCACUCGAAUUAGGUCAAUUCCGGAGCUCCAGAAGAAGUAUAACAUCUUCAUUACCCUUGAUAGAGAUGCCGAGCAAAAACUGCAGGACAAAGAGCAAAAGGAUCAGCUACUUUCGUACCUUGUAGCAGGAAUUAAGGAUAACAUUGUGACGAAGGACAUGCGAACGACUUGUGGAUCAGAAAUUUUGAAUGAUUACGUUUCGCCUUACGAUGCAACAUGUAUCAAGAUGCUCCGCGAUAGUGGUAGCAUUAUUAUUGGCAAGACAAACAUGGAUGAAUUUGGGAUGGGAUCUGGAGGCUUACAUUCAUAUUUCAAACCAGUUAUUAACCCUUUGUUUGAUGAUCAGAAAAAAGUAGCUGGUGGUUCCUCAUCGGGAUCGGCAGCAGCAGUUGCUGCAGGUGCUGUUGAUUUUGCUUUAGGAACCGAUACUGGUGGUUCGGUGAGACUUCCGGCGGCUUAUACUUCAAUAUUGGGUUUCAAACCCUCAUAUGGAAGAAUCUCAAGGCAUGGUGUCAUUGCCUAUGCACAAUCACUGGAUUGUGUAGGGAUUCUUGCAAAAGAGUAUUAUAUUCUUAAAAAAGUGUUCUCUGUUCUAGAUAAGCACGAUGAUAAGGAUCCCACUUCAUUGAGCAAGGAAUUGAGAGAGAAGGCCAGUCAAAGAACUAAGAAAAAUAAGACAUUUAGAAUAGGUAUUCCGCAAGAGUUUAUUCAAAAUUCAAUCCCAUCAGAAAUGCGUACUACAUACUUGAAUUUUGUGGAAAAGCUCAUGUCCAAGGGCCAUGAAGUGUUUCCUGUUACUAUACCAUCUGCAAAAGAUUCUCUUCCGAUAUAUUAUACACUAACACCAGCGGAGGCUGCAUCAAACCUGUCACGCUAUGAUGGCAUUAGAUAUGGUGAGCGAGAUGAGAAGCGAGAUAUACAAGACGGCACCUUAUUCGCCCCUACGAGAUCAAAAUUUGGCACCGAAGUUCAGAAUAGAAUAAUAUUAGGGAACUACAACCUAUGUUCUGCAGCAUUCAAGGAUCAUUAUGUUAAAGCGCAAAAAUUAAGAGUGAAACUGAUAAACGAUUUUGACGCCGUUUUCCGACUCCCAAACCUACUGUUUGGCUCAAAAGGGAAUGAAAAUGGAGUGGAUUUUAUUUUAUCUUUGACCGCGACCAAUUAUCCGCCUACCAUAGAUUCUUUUCACAAAGCCGAUUUAGUAUCACCAACCAAUGAAUACCUUAACGAUGUUUUCACAAUGCCAAUGUCAUUGGCGGGCCUCCCCACCUUAUCACUGCCACCACUAAAAAAUGUGCCGAUAGGUGUUCAACUGACAGGGCAGUAUGCUGAUGAUAUUUCAGUUAUUGAUUUCUGCUCUUCCCUGGAAGAUUAA